AUGAACAAAUUCAUCCAGGACGCCAGCAGGAUGGAGAAGGACGUUGUGGACCUUUGCGAAGACGCCUGCAACUUACCUGAACAGGUGACGGUGUCGGACACGCGGGUGAAUUUUCCGGACUGGCGAGCAAUGGACAGGUCCAGGCAGGCCUGGGAGGUGUGGAGUGGCCAGGCGCUUCUCUCCAGCGCCGUCGGCCAAGUGAAAAGCCAGCAGCCGCGGAUGCAGCCUUUCCUUCGCCAGCUGGAAGUGAUGGAGAGCGGGUUGAGGAGCAUCCGAGAGAUUCUGCGCAGGCACAAUGCCCAGGCAGGCCCCGCGGAGGAGCCCCUCCCUCGGACGUUGAGCGUGCCCACUGUGCCAAAACUCUUCAGCGUCUAUGCCAGCUUCCUGCGGGGGAAGGUCAAUUUAUUCCUCGCCAGCGUGUGCCAGGGAAGUGGCAGGUGA
Molecule: messenger RNA, 441 nt
Organism: Thamnophis sirtalis
Lineage: Eukaryota; Metazoa; Chordata; Lepidosauria; Squamata; Natricidae
Source: RefSeq, a predicted model, not a curated record